This is a messenger RNA of Camponotus floridanus (Florida carpenter ant), 1429 nucleotides long. RefSeq lists its product as uncharacterized. The transcript has 4 exons. The coding region runs from base 187 to 882 and encodes 231 amino acids. NCBI's taxonomy places the organism in Eukaryota, Metazoa, Arthropoda, Insecta, Hymenoptera, Formicidae. The record is from RefSeq and is a predicted model, not a curated record.
AUCGCGAGUACGUAGCCUCGAGUGUUGUAUGUUCUUUGCGAUUCGUUCUGUGUGUUCAAUGUUGUGAGAGGACUGCUGUCCAGAAGAUGUAUUGUUGAUGUCACGCAUGUUCUUCAGGGAAUGUGUAUCUUUCGCGUAAAUUUUCUUACGUUUUGGUCAUGGCAAACGGAUGGAUAAGAUAUCAGCAUGAGUCUCUGCCCACGGAGACGCUUUCGCAUCACUCCUAUGCGAGCUCUAGCAGCGUUCUUUUUAAUGGUCGUGCUCUUCUGGUAUAGCCUCAGUCGGCAAGAAAUUCCACAGCAACCUUGUAGCGUGCCCGAAGAAUUCACCGAGAAAUUACAUGAGCUUGCUUACAGGGCUCAUUUGGUUCUCUCUAAGUUGAACAUCGUUCACUUUCUCUGUCUGGGUGGCCUUUGGGGUCAAGUUCGUAUAGGCCGUGCACUGCCGUGGGCUCGCAAAGUGGAACUAUGCUUGGUGGACACUCUCCGCGACGAUGUCUUGAUCACGAAGGCCUUUCGAGAGGUCGGUCUGAGUGCAACCUAUCUCCACGCGGCAGGAAUUUACAGAAUACAGGAACACGAGGUCGGCGAGGAUGCACCCAAAGUGGAGGUGGUUGUUUUCGAGGAAGACUCAGUGACACAGAUGGUAAGGAGAGUUGGUUGGACCAGAAGGGUCCUUCCUCCGGAUUGCGAGUUCUCGCCAAGUUUACAAUGCUUUCCACCGCAAUUAGUAAUACCGCCCUUACCGGCGAAACAAUUUGGCGGUCGAUUGAUGCCCGUGCCACGAGAAGGCAUAGAAUUACAAAAAUAUCAUUAUCCCAACGAUUGGUGGCUAGAAAUCAAGCCCACUGAUUGCACUGAACCUCAAGAGACGAAUGUGUAAUCCUUGUGUGAGAAAUUAAUUCUAGUGCAAUUAAAUUGUUUUCGUUAAAUCAUAACAUUUCCUAUGAUUUAAUCAGCCUGAAUAGAAUCUAAGUAUUAUGUUUCAGUUGACUUAAACACAGUGUCGAAACCGAAAUAAUUUAACCGAAUUAAUUUAAAAUUUAACUAUACAUAUUAUAGAAAAAAGAGGGUGACAGAUUUUAUUAUAGCAUAGAUAUUUUCUAGAAAUAGACGUGACGAGUAGAAGAGGUUGCAUGUGAUAAGAAUGAUAGUAAUAUGAAUAUUUUCUAAUUGUUUACAAAUUUAAUUUUAAUUUAAAAAAAGAAAAGAAUGAAUGAGUUUGAUUUGUGACUUCAAUGUGGCGACGCGAUUACUACUUAUAGAAAGUAUUCAAGUGUCGUUAAAUGAAAUCUAUUAAUAAUAAUGUUAUUGAUAAUGACUGAUUACUAUAAUUAUCGUAGCGAUUGUAUUAUUAGAAUUAUGAGUGGUGUCAAUUAGAAUUAAGUCAUAUUUUCUAACCAUUUUUUAUUCCAGACGUUCUUCUAUCA